Messenger RNA from Anolis sagrei ordinatus, 4392 nucleotides. RefSeq names its product adhesion G protein-coupled receptor A3 (gene ADGRA3). Gene Ontology annotation, molecular function: protein binding; G protein-coupled receptor activity. The record is from RefSeq and is a predicted model, not a curated record. Gene Ontology annotation, cellular component: plasma membrane; external side of plasma membrane. Lineage: Eukaryota; Metazoa; Chordata; Lepidosauria; Squamata; Anolidae. Gene Ontology annotation, biological process: G protein-coupled receptor signaling pathway; cell surface receptor signaling pathway.
GCGCCGUCCCUUCAUGGCGGCCUCUUUCUCCGCGAGACUCCUGCUACGCUGCUCUCGUGCGCGCCUCGCGCCGCCGCUCUAGGCCCCUCAGGGGCGAGGAGAGGGAGGGCGCCCAAGAUGGCCGCCCCGCCGCCGGGCCUCCUGUUGUUGCUGCUGCUCCUGGCGCUGGGGGAGGGCGGCCCGGGGCUGCCUCUCGGCUGCAAGCAGGACGGCCCCGGAGGGCGGCCCCGGAGCGGCAAGGCGGGCCCUCUGCCCCCCAGCGAAGCAGGAGGAGGAGGAGGAAAGGUGGUCUGCAGCAGCCUGGACUUGGCCCAAGUCCUGGCCCCCGGAUCCCUGCCCAACGGGACGGUCGCCCUGAUUCUGAGCAACAAUAAGAUAUCAGGAUUGAAGAAUGGUUCUUUUUCUGGAUUAAGUCUUCUUGAACGAUUGGAUCUCAAGAACAAUCUUAUUAGUGUUAUAGAUCCGGGAGCUUUUAUGGGACUGACAUCUCUAAAAAGACUAGAUUUGGCAAACAACCAAAUAGGAUGCCUGAAUGUGGAUAUGUUUAAAGGACUUGCUAAUCUGGUCAGAUUAAAUCUUUCAGGAAAUCUGUUUUCAUCACUUGCACAAGGAACAUUUGAUCAUCUUACUUCACUGAAGUCACUAGAAUUCCAGACUGAUUACUUGCUAUGUGAUUGUAACAUGUUGUGGAUGCAGCAGUGGGUGCAAGAAAGAAAUAUAACUGUUCGUGACACCAGAUGUGCUUACCCAAAAUCGUUGCAGGCCCAACCCAUUUUGGGUGUUAAACAGGGGCUUCUAACAUGUGGUCCGCCUCUAGAGCUACCAUCUUUCUACAUGACUCCUUCUCAUCGUCAGGUUGUGUUUGAAGGAGACAGCCUCCCUUUCCAAUGCAUGGCUUCAUAUAUUGAUCAGGACAUGCAGGUUCUGUGGUAUCAAGAUGGGAAGAUAGUUGAAACAGAUGAAUCCCAGGGUAUUUUUAUUGAAAAAAGCAUGAUUCAUAACUGCUCACUCAUUGCAAGUGCCCUGACCAUCUCAAAUAUUCAGGCUGGAUCUACUGGAAACUGGGGGUGUCAUGUGCAUACCAGACGGGGGAACAAUUCAAGGACCGUUGACAUUGUGGUAUUGAACAGCUCAGCACAGUACUGCCCGCCGGAAAGGGUUGUCAACAAUAAAGGCGACUUCAGGUGGCCCCGAACAUUGGCAGGCAUUACUGCGUACUUGCUGUGCACUCGUUACUCAGCUGGCAGUGGAAUAUAUCCUGGCAACUCUCAGGAUGAGAAGAGAGCUUGGCGCAGAUGUGAUAGGGGAGGAUUCUGGGCUGAAGAGGAUUAUUCUCGUUGCCAAUAUGCAAAUGAUGCCACUCGAGUCCUGUAUAUGUUUAAUCAGAUGCCACUGAAUCUCACAAAUGCUGUAGCCACAGCUCGACAACUACUAGCUUACACUGUUGAAGCAGCAAACUUUUCUGACAAAAUGGAUGUAAUAUUUGUGGCUGAAAUGAUAGAAAAAUUUGGAAGAUUUGCUGAGAAAUACAAAGAGCUUGGCGACGUGAUGGUUGAUAUUGCAAGUAAUAUAAUUCUUGCUGAUGAACACAUCUUGUGGAUGGCACAAAGAGAAGCUAAAGCGUGCACUAGAAUUGUACAGUGUUUGCAAAGGAUUGCUACGUACCGGCUAGCAAAUGGUGCUCAAGUUUACUCAACAUAUUCUCCCAAUAUUGCUGUAGAAGCCUAUGUAAUUAAGAGUUCUGGCUUCACCGGGAUGACCUGCACUGUAUUCCAAAAAGUGGCUGCAGCAGACCGUAUAGGAAUUCCUGACUAUGGGCGAAGGGAUUUGGAUGGAGGCCUUGAUAAACAGCUAGGCUUUAAGUGCAAUGUUUCAAAUACAUUGUCAAGUCUGGCACUUAAGAACACAAUUGUAGAAGCCUCCAUACAGCUCCCACCUGCUCUUUUUCCAAAAAAGCACAAAAGAGAAAUCAAGCCUGUAGAUGACACUUCCUACAAACUUCAACUUAUUGCAUUCCGUAAUGGAAAACUUUUCCCAACAACAGGGAAUUCAACAACUUUAGCUUCUGAAUCCAAACGCCUUAGUGUGGUCACACCAGUUAUCCUCACCAAAAUAGAUGGCUUAACCGUAGCCCAUCAGGACAUUCCUAUUAAUGUGACGUUGCGUCGAAUUGCAAACGGAGCACAUGCUGUUGCAGUCCAAUGGGACUUUGAUUUACUGAAUGGACAAGGAGGAUGGAAAUCAGAUGGAUGUCAGAUUCUUUCUUCAGAUGAAAAUGUUACAACUAUACAGUGCUACUCACUCAGUAAUUAUGCUGUCUUGAUGGACUUAUCUGGACACAUCCAGUCACUUGACAGUCUACACCCAGUUAUCUAUGUGUCUGCUGUGGUUCUGCUGAUAUGCCUUUUGGUGAUAAAAGUUAGCUAUAUCUAUCAUCACAGUGUCAUCAAAAUCAGUCUGAAAAGUUGGCACAUGUUAGUUAAUCUGAGCUUUCAUAUUUUCCUGACAUGCGUGAUGUUUAUUGGAGGCAUAACCCAGAGCAAGAAUGCUAGCAUCUGCCAAGCAGUUGGGAUAAUCCUGCACUAUUCUACUCUUGCCUCAUUACUGUGGAUGGGAGUCACAUCUAGGAACAUUUAUAAACAAGUCACUAAGAAGUCAAAAAGAUGUCAAGAUCCUGAUGAACCGCCACCACCUCCUAGACCAAUGCUUAGGUUCUACCUAAUUGGUGGAGGGAUUCCCAUCAUAGUUUGUGGGAUAACAGCUGCUGCAAAUAUAAGGAAUUAUGGGAGCAGACCUCACUCAGCCUAUUGUUGGAUGACCUGGGAACCAAGUUUGGGGGCAUUCUAUGGACCUGCUGGCUUCAUUAUUUUCAUAAACUGCAUGUAUUUUCUCAGUAUAUUUAUACAACUGAAGAGGCACCCUGAGCGUAAGUUUGAGCUCAAAGAGCCAACAGAGGAGCAACAGCGUUUAGCAUCCAAUGAACAUGGCACUCUGAACCAUCAGGAUUCAAUGUCUGUAUCCCUCGUUUCCACCUCAGCUUUGGAGAAUGAGCACAGUUUCCAUACUCAGCUUCUGGGUGUGAGCCUCACUUUAUUUCUGUAUGUGACACUGUGGAUUUUGGGAGCCUUUUCUGUUUCUUUCUCUUACCCAUUGGAUUUGGUAUUUAGCUGCUUUUUUGCAGCCAUAUGCUUAAGCCUCAGUGGUUUUCUAUUAACACAUCAUUGCAUUAAUAGAGAAGACGUCAAACAUGCUUGGAUGACAGCUUGCUGCCCUGGAAGGAGCACGUACUCGGUACAAGUUAAUAUUCAGCCUUCGUCCAGUGCAAGUGGGGCAAAUGGAGAAUCUGCCAAGUGCACCAAUAGCAGUGCAGAGUCAUCUUGCACUAACAAGAGUGUAUCUAGCUUAAAAAAUUCUUCUCAGGCUUGCAAACUGACCAACAUACAGGCUGCGGCAGCUCAGUGUCCACCAGCCUCCUUGGCACCAAACACUGGUGCCACCCUUGAUAAUAGCCUGACUGAACACUCAGUAGACAAUGAGAUCAAAAUGCAUGUGGCCCCUUUAGAGGUGCCUUUACGGACAAAUGGGCACCCUGGUCGCCACCAUAAAAACAGGAGUAAAGGACACCGUGCCAGCAGACUGGCAGUCUUGCGGGAGUAUGCCUAUGACGUCCCCACCAGCGUAGAAGGAAGCAUCCAAAAUGGUUUACCUAAAAGCCGUCAGAGUGUCAGCGAAGGCCAUUCAAGGAGCCGAAGAGCUUAUCUGGCCUAUAGGGAACGGCAGUACACGCAGUCCCAACAAGACAGCAGUGAUGCUUGCAGCAAUCUUCAAAAAGGACACUGGAAUACCGAAAAGCCAGUGCCCACAAACCUCAAAAAGGAUGUGCUGAGGAAACCAAUUGUGGAGGACCUGGAAGGGCAGCAGAAGUCCUAUGGCUUAAAUUUAGCUGUCCAGAACGGACCAUUGAAAAACAACACCCAGGAGGGGACGUUACUGAGUGCCGACAGCACAGGCAAUAUCCGGACUGGGUUAUGGAAACAUGAAACUACUGUGUAGUAUUAGUGGGCCUCCUUGAAAGCAAUGAAAAGGAACAUUCCUUUAAUGCUAUGAACAUUUCCCCAGUUUACAUAUGUGGGUACUUUGAACUGGCUUGGGAGUGUAUUAGACAAGGGAAAUGUAACAUGUGAACAUAUUUUAUACUUUUUUAAAGUAUAUUUGUGCCAUUUUUACAAAGACUUGUUCUCUUUUGUGAAUCUGCCAAUAUCAGUUUUCCAAUUUUAAAUGGAAAAUUGGACACUUAUUUUUUUUACAUGUAAUAUUUCCUUUCUUGCGGUACGUCCAACACAUUUCACUUUCAUAUUUAAAUAUGUAAAAUAAAUAAUUUUCUCUACAUUA